AACACUGUAAUAGACAGCUGUUUCCAGUAAACAAACGAAGUUCCACUCUCUUCUCUUCUAUAUUUAAGCGAUGUCGAGCAACAUGCUAGUUUAGUCGUCGCUCAGCCGUUUGUGUGUUCUGUUACUGAAUCAGAUAGUAUUAUUGAGACGUUUGAAAUGCCGGAGGGUUACACGAAAGCCACUGCCUGGCUGCAAAUCCACAGCCUGCUGAAUAGCAUCAACCACAUGCUCAUCUUUCUGGUGGCCGUCUUCUUUUUCAUCCUGGCGCGCAGUCUGGAGUUCAAGGAUACCGCCAUGCAUAUGUUUAUGACUGGCACUGGAUUCCACGUCCUUAUCGCCCAGGCCAUGAUGUCACAUUCGAAAGUGAACCCGCUCACCCGUUGGCUGUCGCACCGAAACAAGUCGCGCUUCCACGCCAUCCUGCAGAUUGUGGGUGGCUCCAUGGUGCUGUUGGGCUCCCUGGGCAAAUUUUCCAGCAAGGAGGUGCACUUCAACACCUGGCACGGCCGAGUGGGUGGAGCUGCUUCAUUUUUCUGCGCGGCCAGCAUUGUGGGUGGUUUCGUCAACUACUUCCAGCCCAAGAUCGCCCUGAAAGUGAUGCCUCCAUCGGAGCUUCGCUUCCGCCAUAAUCUAUUUGGCUUGGUCACCUUUACUCUGGGAAUGGGCGCCAUUUACCUGGGCUACUACUCGAAAUUCUUUACCAAGUAUGUGGACACUGACUUUAUUCCCGGCAUGAUGCUGAUCACCGGCAUUGUUUAUGGACUCACCAUUAUCGCGCCGGUGUCAUCGCUCCUAACUAAGCUUAAGUAUCGGUCCAAGAGGAAGGCGGAGCAGGCCCAGUAAGUGAUACUGGGGAGGAUGAGGCUGAGGCCACCGAGGCUAACCGAAAUUUGUCAGGUCCUAGCAUGAAAAUAAAUAGCUUGGCAUUUGGCCAAAUUGAAAUCUCUGGCCGCAACUCAAGUUGCACAUGCAGACGCAAAAAGAGUCGACAACCCGGCAGUCUGACAAUAUUAUAAUGAAAUAUGACAGUCAUCGUGGUUGCAGUGGUUUUAGGACGUGGUAAAUUGGCCGAGACUUUGGAAAAUUGAUUUAGCAUCCUGGCCAUAUUUAAAUCUGAAUGUUGUGAGCUGAUUAGCUGCAAUUAAAAAGGCAGCGCCAGUCUAUUUUAAAUUCCAACGUCCUGGCGCACUAGGCGUAUGCGUGAUUUAUCGAUUUCUCAAGUGCAGCGGAUUUCAAAGGAAGAAACGGAGGUGGAAAACGCUUAGCUCUCAGCCAAAUCCUGUCGCAAUUAAAAACGCACUUAAGAACAUAAAAAACGCACAAAAUAAAGCAAACAAAUAAGAAAACUAUAAA
Messenger RNA from Drosophila mauritiana, 1353 nucleotides. RefSeq lists its product as uncharacterized. Gene Ontology annotation, molecular function: transmembrane monodehydroascorbate reductase activity. Lineage: Eukaryota; Metazoa; Arthropoda; Insecta; Diptera; Drosophilidae. The coding region runs from base 157 to 843 and encodes 228 amino acids. The record is from RefSeq and is a predicted model, not a curated record. The transcript has 4 exons.